AGCGUUUGGUGACCGAACUGAAUCGAUUGAGAUCGUGCUGUGAACAGCUGCAACGAUGUGCUCCGCCUGCCAGUGGAUUAAAUGAGGAGCUCACUACCGUGGAGCCAGAUGCCAGCGGAAUGAUGUACACCCCUGCCAUGCAGUCUCAAAUGCUCACUCUGCGGGAAGAACUCACGAGGCUGCGUACUUCACUGUCUAGUUUGGAAAUUGCUGCCAGUACUUCCGUUGCUGAUGAAGAUCAUCACUCGCUCAAUGAAAACGAUGGUAGUAGUCGAGUGAUGCAAACUUCCGAUUUCCCUGACAAUUCAAGCAACGUGAUGGAUAAUCACGAACACGAAACCAGCGACGGCACGUCCUCGCCAGUCCACAUGUCAGCUACGAAAUCUGAAGACUUUGAUGGGCAUUUGGUAGCCUCGCUUCGAGACCAGCUGAAUGAGAAAGACCGUGCGUAUGAAAGUAUGGAACAACAGUACCGGGGCUAUCUGUGGAAAGCCCGCGGUUUGAUUCGUUCGCUUCAGCGUCAGAUACGGAAACAGGACGAGAAUAUUGGGGUGCCUAAUGAGGAAUCUAAUGAUGUGGCCCGAUUGCGAGCGCUGCUUGUCGAGAAGGAGCGCAUUAUUGAGAACCUCGAACGUCAUCUCGAGCAGACUCGUCUUCGACGCGAUGCAGAGGAGCGAAUCCUGCUUGCGGCCUGGUACAAUCGUGGAGUUCGUCAGACACGCGAGUUGGUUGAACAAAGAAUCCGUGAUCAACAGACACAGCCAGGACCGCCGGGAACUCACCCCAAAACAGCAGCAGAUGACGCCACCACAGGAGCUGAAGAAAUGUCGUUUUUGGAGAGACAACGAGAAAUGCAUCUGAAACCUCCCCGGGGCCUCACUUCCGUAGUAGUGGCUUCAAAGUAGGCCGAAGACCAUUCAUCUACUCCCGUGGCUGUGAUUUGAUGGUCACUUUUUCUCCGCAUUUACUUCUCUCCCAACUUGUGUUCCUGACGACCUUGUUGUUUUUAUCUCCAGUCCCUCCCCCCCACCACCAUUCAGCUUUUCCAUAUCCUCACACAACACAAUUGCAGUGUUUAUGAUCAAUCAGUCUUCAUCAACCCCGAAUACUUCUCUUGUUUCUUUCAACUCUUUCCAAUCAUGUUUACCCUCGAGGCUUGAUCGUGUCCCUUGAUUUCCAUUCGAACCAGUAAAUACCGACCCC
Molecule: messenger RNA, 1203 nt
Organism: Opisthorchis viverrini
Lineage: Eukaryota; Metazoa; Platyhelminthes; Trematoda; Opisthorchiida; Opisthorchiidae
Exons: 3
Biological process (GO): cytoplasmic microtubule organization
Molecular function (GO): microtubule binding
Source: RefSeq, a predicted model, not a curated record